Linum trigynum is the source of this 2363-nucleotide messenger RNA. The record is from the annotation of a GenBank genome assembly. Lineage: Eukaryota; Viridiplantae; Streptophyta; Magnoliopsida; Malpighiales; Linaceae.
CAGACAGAGGCACGAGCAAAGGCAAACAAAAAAAUCGCCGAUAAAGAAAAAAAAAAUUCAAUCUAAGCAAAGCAACAACAACAACCCUAGAAAUUCCCCCAAAUUCAUUUCCCAAAACGUUCAAUUAUUACACGCGAAAUCGGAGACAGCGAUUCGUCCAGCCGAAGAAAGAAGGAAGACGAAGUAGAAGCAGAAGAAGAUAAAGCGAUUUGGACUUCCCGUCGGUUUGUCUCUCGAACCGCCGCAUCUCUUCUGGAAACCCCUGCCGCCGCCGCCGUCAACGACCCCCGGCCCCCCGAGUUCGCUCCUUACUAACCCUUUCCUGCGCGCCGAGUCCCGAGUUGGAAAUCUCGCUUCUUUGCCACCGACCAGUUCACCGGAGUUAUCAAACUCUUUAUUUCCGCCUCUUGUCUCUUUCGCGUUUUCCUAUCGCCGAUUUGUGUUUGUUUUAAUCUCUGAAUCGGCGAGGGGCGGAAAGGGUUUUGGACGCCGGUUCUGUGCCGUCGUCUCGUGUUUUUUUGCUACUUCGCGACUUCGUUUUCUUCUCCUUUAGCAAUGUCGGGUUCCGGUGGAGUUACGACGGCCAGAGCCCGCGGAGACGGCCGAUUCUACGUUUCUCCCGCCAUGCGCAAGCCUCAUGUGCAGCUUCAGCAACAGCAGCAGCGAAGGAGGCAUCAGCAGAAUAGUCAGCAGCCGCAGCAGCAGCAGCAGCAGCAGCAGCCGCAGCAAAGGUAUCAGCCGCAGCAGCAACAGCAUCAGCAGCAGCAGAAGCCGGCGAAUCCACCGAUGAAUGGUACUUCGCCUGAGAUCGAGAAGCGGGUAGACGCCGAUCAGUGCCGUUCCUCUUCUACUUCCUCCACCGCCUCGAAUUGUUCCGUCCCUGGGAGACCGAGUACGGACGGUAUCCACACCAAUUUGGAUCGGUUCUUGGAGUUCACCACUCCCGUGGUUGCUGCCCAACUGCAACCUAAGACUAGCGUUAAAGGAUGGAGAAGAGGUGAGGAGCAUCACCAACACCCCUACUUUGUUCUGGAUGAUUUGUGGGAGUCUUUGAAGGAGUGGAGUGCAUAUGGUGUUGGUGUUCCCCUUCUUUUGGAUGGCAGUGAGACUGUCAUCCAGUAUUAUGUCCCUUACCUCUCCGGCAUUCAGCUGUAUAAGGAUGCCUCAAAACAAUCCACAAGGCGAAGGCACGGUGAGGAUAGUGAUACAGAAUCUUCCAGGGAAACAAGUAGUGACAGUAGCAGCGAUUAUGGAGGAGCAAAGCAUGGUGCACGGGGGCCAUGGAACCAGCAAAAUGGCGUUGAUUCUAAUGUUCCAAUUCCGAAUGGACUUCCCUUGAGAAGUAAGCCGUCUAGGGGAUCAUCUAGUGACGAAAAUGACAUUUCUAAUAACCCUGGCCAACUCAUCUUUGAGUAUAUGGAGCAUGAGUCACCUUUCCACCGCCAGCCAUUGGCAGACCAGAUUGCAGUCCUUGCUUCUCAGUUUCCAGAGCUCAAAACAUGCAAAAGCUAUGAUCUCACUCCUGCUAGUUGGAUGUCGGUAGCUUGGUACCCAAUCUACAGGAUACCUACUGGUCCAACAUUACAAAAUCUGGAUGCAUGCUUUUUGACAUUCCAUUCUCUAUCGACACCUUCUGCCUUUCAAGGUCGAAACACAGAUGGAAUACCAAUUAAUGGCACCCGGAUGGAUGCUCAAUCCGCCGACAUGUCCAAGCUAUCGCUCUAUAGCUUUGGUCUCGCCUCUUAUAAGUUGAAGGCUUCAUUCUGGAUCCCAAAUGGAACUUAUGACUGUCCGAAAGUGAAUUCACUUCAGCGUGCCGCUGAAACCUGGCUACGGCUUCUGCAAGUGAAUCAUCCGGACUACAUGUUCUUCGUCUCCCACAGCUCGAGCUGGAGGUGACAGAGGGUUCCCUGUUGGACCGUUUAAGAUCCUUGAAAUUCGGAAAAGGUAAUGGCACUACACCUUUUUAAUAUCCUGGAAGAGACCCAUUUUGAUCGCACAUUGCUCUAUGUUUUUUUGGCUCCAUUGUUAAUGUUGUCACUUCUUGUUUGGGGGGAGGAAGAAAAACUAUAUAUCGUUAUGGUGUUUGUCUCCAGGAUUUCUUCUUCUGAAGCUUGAAAAACUCAUAUGGGUGAUGAAAAGAGUGUCUGCCUUUGUAAUAAAAAAGGGCCAUAGAACACCAUGUGUAGUUUUAUAGCUUUUGUACACAUGGUAUCUCUCCUAUUUGGAGAUGAUGAUACAUAAGGUGAUUUCCCCUGGAUUGAUGAGUUUGUGGUCUGCCCUGUGGGCAGUCGACUGUACAAUAUAUGGGAAACCUAUAAACUUCUCCUGUUUCUUACAUCCAAUAAGGUUUAGCUGAUGAU